Messenger RNA from Tribolium castaneum (red flour beetle), 2425 nucleotides. RefSeq names its product Nop17 like (gene Nop17l). NCBI's taxonomy places the organism in Eukaryota, Metazoa, Arthropoda, Insecta, Coleoptera, Tenebrionidae. The transcript has a single exon. Gene Ontology annotation, biological process: axonemal dynein complex assembly. The coding region runs from base 362 to 2317 and encodes 651 amino acids. Gene Ontology annotation, cellular component: cytoplasm. The record is from RefSeq and is a predicted model, not a curated record.
AAUGACACAAGAGAUAAAAACUCAAAUAAGUACCAAACCUCGCCACAUAACAAUCCUAUUUUUACUCCACAUUACAUCAUCCAGCUUUUGGCAAAACCCGCAUAUCCGCAUCCUCCUGCCAAAGCCCCCUCCCGAAUUAACCCGUAACCAGGUCAAGAUCCCCCAACCACCCCAGCACACUGCCCCAAAACCCCAUUCCCCACCCCCAACUGUCACAGUUCAAAUCUCCCGCUACUAUCGAUCUGACACCCGGCCGGCUGAUUCGUCCACGUGAACACUCGGAAUAUUCCAGACGCAGUUUGUUUAUUUUGGUUUCGGUGCGCACAAAUUUCCUCAAAAACCUGCAUCAAAACCCUCAAAAAUGGGGACUUUUGAGAAACUCAAAGAGCUGGACCUCUCCCGCGACGAAGUGGAGCGUCUGGGGGCCGCCCUCAAGAAACCCGAGUUCCGCCAACUCCUCGCUGACUACGUGCACGAGGUGCAAAACCCCGAAAACCGGAAGCUGUACGAAGCGGAAAUCACGCAACUGGAGCGCGAGCGCGGCGUCGCCGUCACCUUCAUCAACCCCAGCCCCGGCUACGUCCUAAAGACCAGCGAUGGGGUCCGCAAGUGCUUCAUCAACGUCUGCUCCUGCGAACUCAUCGACAGGCCCACCUCGGCCCCCAUGGACAAGGACGGGGCGCGCGGCCUCCAGUGGCGCCUGCCCCACUCGCUGACGCCCCCACGGGAGGACUUGGACAACAAGAAGGCCCGGUGUGAGGUCUAUGAUGUGGUGUUCCACCCCGAUGUGAUACACAUGGCCCAGAAAAACCACCAGUUUCAGGAAAUUGUCAACAAGACGGCGUGUGACGCCGUCGAGGCGAAUUUCGAGGUUACGUUGGACAAGAAGAAUCUUAAGUUCCCCAAGUUGGGGUACAAGGGGGCCCCUCAGAGCGCCAUAAUCCGGAAGCCAAUCAAGGAUUUUGUCCCGAGGGAGAUGGAAGAGACUGAGCGACAAUUCUACGAUAAAAUCUAUGAAAACGCCGAUCAAAAACCGAAAAAAACAAAUGUGAAACGAAACGUUAAGAAGUGUGCCGAAGGCAACUCGAAUUACACGACCCCCAAAUAUGUGAUAAAACACCGGAGUCACGUCGACGUGCAGGACUGCGUCGAGGACAAAUUCGCAAGACUCAACCUGACGAUCCCUCGGGAACUCAUCGUUGAGAUCAACUUGCCCUUGCUCAAAGCCUCCUCCGACAUCACGCUCGACGUGACGGAAAAAACAGUACAACUAACCAGUGAGAAGCCUUCCAAGUACAAACUCAACCUGACCCUCCCCUACAGGGUGAACCAAGACAGCGGUUCGGCCAAGUUCGACAAAGACCUGAAGAAGCUCAUAAUCACGUUGCCGGUGAAACGGUGCGAGUUGCCGCGCGACGACAGCGGCGUCGAGAGCGACCCCAGCCCCCACUCCGAGGACGACGUGAUCGAGGCGAAGACGCCCAGUUUUAGUGACUUUCGGACUAAUUCGUGCGACUACGAACUGCCCGACUUCACCUGUCACCUCUUCGACAAAACCCUGGCGUUUACCCUAAACGUCCGAAACGUGUCGCAAGACUCGAUCGAAAAGCAAGUCACGUGCGACUCGCUCCACUUGAAGUUUGCCAGUCUCAGCUCGAGUUUUUUCGAGUCGAAUUACGCGUUUUACGUCCGGAUUGACUCCGGGCUCGACCCGGAGAAACUCUCCGUUGAGACGUGGGAUAAUAACGUUGUGGUCCAAAUCCCGGUCAAUUGUGAUAACCUUGAGUACUAUUAUUACGGCCUAAGUGAGCACGACUUGCGCAAGAAGUAUAUCGAGGAGCCCUCGGUGCUUAACAGCGUUUUGCAAAGCCCGAUCCCGGAGGAGCCGGAGCCGGAACCGGAGGAGUCGGUGACGCCGGCGAUUAAUAUUGCGAAUUCGUACGAAUCGAGCGGCGAUGAAUUGAGUUGUAGUUUUAGUCCCAGGAAGGGCCGGGGCAUUUUGAAGCGUUUGCCCAAUAGAAGUGUGUCGGAGUCGAGUCUGGACGAUAUGGUGGCGUCGUCGAUCGAUGAUGGGGAAAUGUCGACCAGUUUGAAGAAGACAGUGCGGUUUAAUGAUGUGAUAAUGAGGCAAUUGUAUCGCUCCAAUUCGAGUAUUUUGGGGCAGAAGAAGAAGAAUCAGCGGAAGGCGAGGAACAAGAAGAGGGCGCAAGAGAGGAGACAUAGUGAGAGUGAAGCGUCGGAGAAGGAGGAUGAGAAGAGGGAGGAAAAGAGUGAUUAUAUUCAUAGUGAUAUUUUCGAUAUGGAUUUGGGGGUGUAGAUGUGAUAUUUUGAGGUUUUAUUAUGUUCCCAGUGAAGUCAUUUGUACUUUUUACAUGUUGCUUUAGAAUUGUAGCGUAUGAUUUAUUAAAUAAAAAUUUACGAGAAA